AUGACUAAGGACAACAGAUGCAACAAAUAUGCUGAACGGAGCUAUUAUACUCCAAGAAUAUAUUAUCCGAAGCCUGUCUGUCCAUUGUUAACGGAUGGAACUCAUCCCGGAAUAUCGAGUAACAAGAAACAAGCAGUUGAAGCUGCAAUCAACAGGCCAGAUUUUAUGGCCCGGAGUGUUUAUCCAUUGGACAAAACCUCCAAUUAUCCGUUAAUUCCUGGCCAAGUUCGAGGUGAACUUGUAUCGGGGCCCUCACAAUUUCUGUACACGCCUGAUUCGUCACUCGGUGCCAUUAGUAUGAAUGUGGGAAGGAAAGAUUUCAAUAACGCACGCCAAGGUGAUGCCUCAGCGCACUCUCACCAUCUUCGCCAAAUCCUAAAGGGAAAAGUCAAUAACGCUCAUGAUUUUGAAAAUGACGUGUCUGCGCCGAUAAGCAAUUUUUUGAGAAAGGCCGAUGAGGGAAGAUUGUUGAGGACUGUUGGCUAUAACAAGUGCUAUGGCACGUUCUUGUCUUUCGGCCAUGCACCUCAGAUUAAGGAUGGGAGCAACACACCCAUGGAUGUGAUUCACAAUGAAGGAUUGGACCUACAUCAUACAUUAGGUCACAACUACAGGGAAAACAUUAUUUCCGGCAGAGAUGAUGAAGAACCUAAACAUACGUCUGGCAUGGCCAUUGCUUAUAACAGUGCGAUUGUUGACUAUCCAAUAUAUGCUCAUUCUUCAGGAGCAACUAGCCAGAGGAACAUUAUUGAGCUGAAUGCUCAUCAAAAUAACAUGCCGGUCUAUGUGAUUCGCAACGGGGGAUGCAAUGCGCAUCGAACCUUUAAUGACAACAAUAAGCCCCAAGGAAAUGUUGUUUUUGGAGGAGUUAAGGUCACUGCCAAUGAUGAGGCAAUGGUAGACAAUCUGAGCUCUGCUCAAUCUUUGGGGUCAACUAGUCGAGUGGGCACAGUUGAGCCUAAUGCCCAUCCUUCUUCAGAGAGAAAUUCGAAUCCAGCAGGCAAUGCACAAAAACAUAAUGAUUUCGAAAGAGAGAAGCCAAAGGCGACUGGUGAGCCUUACCCUAAUGUAUACCUGUUAUCUGUCCCUAAUUUAUUAUCAACUGGAAUAUUUGAUGGUGCUCCGGCGAAGUACGUUUUGAAGAGGCGUAAUAUAAUGCUUCGUGGUGUUAUAAAAAGGCGGAAGAUUCUUUGUAGCUGCAAUCAAUGCAACAACUCUAAAUACGUUAGUCCCUACGUAUUUGAGCUCCAUGCUGGAGGGAGGACGAAGCAUCCGUAUACUUACAUCUACUUGGAGAAUGGCAAGACCCUCUACGAAGUUUUUCAGGAGCUGAGGAACACCCCAGAGGAUAUGCUUUUUGAUGCAAUUCCUAUCGUUGUCGGUUCCGCUUUUAAUCGGCCAAAUUUUCACCGUUGGAAAGGUCAUUCUAAUCUCUGA
Syzygium oleosum is the source of this 1437-nucleotide messenger RNA. RefSeq lists its product as uncharacterized. The coding region runs from base 1 to 1437 and encodes 478 amino acids. The record is from RefSeq and is a predicted model, not a curated record. The transcript is spliced from 3 exons. NCBI's taxonomy places the organism in Eukaryota, Viridiplantae, Streptophyta, Magnoliopsida, Myrtales, Myrtaceae.